CUCACCUUCCUGCUAUUGAUCUGCCUAUCUUCUCUCUCUCUCUCUCUCUCUCUCUCUCUCUCUCUCCGGCACUCAGUCCUUCGCCAUCUUGAACCCGCUCAUGUGUUUUCUACCCCCACCCAAUCCGCUCCCAUGCCGCCUUCUUCCAUCUGCCAAGAGCCCACCAAUCUCCACGACCUCUGCUGCCUCCUCCCCUUCGAUUCCCUCGUCGCUCGAUUCCCGUUCUUCCCCAUCGCUUCCUCCUCCGUUCCCUUGAACUCCACCUACCUCUACCGCCGCUCGCCCUCCCUCGCCGCGCUUCCCGGAAGAGCGUCGUCGUCUCUGUCUUCGAAGCUCAACCGUCUCUGGAGCGAGUUCAAUCGGUUCUCGCGGAUCCACUGCGAGCGUCGUGCCUCGAUUGGGUUCGCCUCCCUCGGCGUCUCCGGCGGUGAGAUUCGGCUGGAUGAUGAGGGCCCCAGCGUGGUCGAGGAGGACGGGGCGCCCGUCAAUGGCGUGGUGGAGUGCGAGAGGUCGAAGAAAGUUCUCAUCUUGAUGAGCGACACUGGCGGCGGGCAUAGGGCGUCGGCCGAGGCCAUUAAGGCCGCUUUCAAUCAAGAGUUCGGAGAAGAGUACCAGGUGUUUGUGACGGAUCUGUGGACCGACCACACACCCUGGCCGUUCAAUCAACUGCCUAGGAGCUAUAACUUUUUGGUGAAGCACGGUGCUUUGUGGAAAAUGACAUACUAUGGAUCCGCCCCUCGCUUGGUGCAUCAACCACAUUUUGCAGCAACUUCAACGUUAAUAGCUCGAGAAGUUGCAAAAGGGUUAAUGAAGUACCAGCCUGAUAUUAUUAUUAGUGUUCAUCCACUAAUGCAACAUGUCCCUCUUCGAAUCCUAAGGGCGAAAGGUCUGUUGAAGAAGAUCAUCUUUACUACAGUUGUGACAGAUCUGAGCACAUGCCAUCCAACAUGGUUCCAUAGGCUCGUAACAAGAUGCUAUUGCCCUUCUACUGAGGUGGCAAAGAGGGCAUUAAAAGCUGGUUUGCAGCCUUCACAGAUCAAGGUCUAUGGCCUUCCAGUGCGUCCUUCUUUUGUUAAACCAAUUCGACCAAAGGUGGAAUUAAGAAGGGAUUUAGGGAUGGAUGAGGAUUUACCUGCUGUUUUGUUGAUGGGCGGUGGGGAAGGAAUGGGUCCUAUUGAGGCUACUGCUCGGGCACUGGGUGAUUCAUUGUACAGUGAGAAUCUUGGAGAACAUAUAGGUCAGAUCCUGAUAAUUUGUGGCCGAAACAGAAAACUUGCCAACAGAUUGCAGUCAAUUGACUGGAAAGUUCCUGUGCAGGUAAAAGGUUUUGUUACUAAGAUGGAAGAAUGCAUGGGUGCUUGUGACUGCAUAAUUACCAAAGCAGGACCAGGUACUAUUGCGGAAGCAAUGAUCCGUGGUCUUCCUAUUAUUCUGAAUGACUAUAUUGCUGGGCAGGAAGUUGGUAAUGUUCCUUUUGUUGUGGACAACGGAUGUGGAAAGUUCUCAAAAUCACCAAAAGAGAUUGCAAAGAUAGUCGCCGAGUGGUUUGGUCCGAAGUCUGAUGAGUUCAGAGCCAUGUCUCAGAAUGCUCUAAAGCUUGCACGUCCAGAUGCGGUCUUUAAGAUUGUUCAUGAUCUUCACGAGUUGGUCAGAGAAAGAAGUCUUGUACCACAGUACUCUUGUGCAGCUUGACUUCAGUAUCAAUCUCUGCCGAUCCUUUGCUUCGAUAUAGUUGACUAGAUCAAUGUUUGUGAUUUGUAGCAAUGUGUUCAAUUUUUUUCAGUGUUUGUAUCUGAGAUGGAGGAAAUUGGUUCAUAAUGUCCAGUUGUAAUGCCCACUGGUGGACAUUCAAAUCUGAAGAGUAAACUCUGAUGCCUAACUGUGCAUAUUAAGCAUAAACACUGUAUGUCGGAUGUCAUUUGAGAACUUACAAGCAUUAUAUCCUAUCUUAUACAUAUAUAUGUAUGAGGGAAAGAUAUAUGGAAUCAAUCCUUAGUUCAUCUUCUUCCAGGAGUGAGAGAUGCUGACAGGCGAUGACACGAAUAUUGAAGCGAGAGGAGAAGAUGGCAUGUCGGCACGAGUCUGGAAGUGUCAGGAAGGAAAUCUAAGGCUGGAUGGCACAAACCAUGAAGCGUGAGGAGACGAUUGGAAGGUACGAAACUUGAAGCAUGAGGAGACGAUGAUGUUAUAACAUGAAUCUUGAAGUUGGGGGAGAUGAUGGAAGGACACAAAUAUUUGCUUAGUUUUUAAAUAGACAUAAUGUUUUGAUAGAGGUGUCAAAAGCACUAUAAACCUAUUCAAAAACACUGGAACCAGCAUGAAUUCUCUUUAUUUA
Molecule: messenger RNA, 2335 nt
Organism: Musa acuminata subsp. malaccensis (wild Malaysian banana)
Lineage: Eukaryota; Viridiplantae; Streptophyta; Magnoliopsida; Zingiberales; Musaceae
Product: probable monogalactosyldiacylglycerol synthase 1, chloroplastic
Biological process (GO): glycolipid biosynthetic process
Molecular function (GO): hexosyltransferase activity
Source: RefSeq, a predicted model, not a curated record